AUGGAGGUCGAGGUAGACGAGGAUCGAGGCCGGGUGGAGGAUGGCGGCUCGGUGGUGGCUGGCCGCGAGGUCUCUGAGGAAGCCCUGGUGGGCGUAGGAGAGGUCUCGGUGACGAAAGUGGUGUCCUGGCUGGUUGGUCUCUGGCUGGUCAUGGACGGCUGCGAGGUAGGCGGGUUGGAGGUCUCGGGUGGAGAGCUGGUAGGCGAAUUGGUAGGCGAAUUGGUAGGGCUGUCCGUGGGCGAGUUGGUAGGGGAAUUGGUAGGAGAGUUGCUAGGCUGGCUGGUAGGAGGCCGGGUUGGAGACCGCGUAGGCGAAGCAGUUGGGGAGUCUGUUGGAGACGCAGUUGGAGAGUCCGUAGGUCUGCUGGUAGGAGAAUUGGUAGGACUGUUGGUAGGCGGAUUGGUAGGACUGUUGGUAGGCGAAUUGGUAGGAGGACUGGUAGGGCUGUUGGUAGGCGAGUUUGUGGGAGUGUCUGCAUGA
Molecule: messenger RNA, 480 nt
Organism: Trichophyton rubrum CBS 118892
Lineage: Eukaryota; Fungi; Ascomycota; Eurotiomycetes; Onygenales; Arthrodermataceae
Exons: 1
Coding region: 1-480 (159 amino acids)
Source: RefSeq, a predicted model, not a curated record